Cyprinus carpio (common carp) is the source of this 1335-nucleotide messenger RNA. Its product is annotated as DNA-directed RNA polymerase III subunit RPC7-like. Gene Ontology annotation, cellular component: RNA polymerase III complex. Gene Ontology annotation, biological process: transcription by RNA polymerase III. Lineage: Eukaryota; Metazoa; Chordata; Actinopteri; Cypriniformes; Cyprinidae. The record is from RefSeq and is a predicted model, not a curated record.
ACUACCACGUGUUCAAGCACUAGCGACUGUGCCGCACUCACACAUGGCCUUACAUUCAGCAGGCAGCUGCUGAUCUGUGCACACAUUUAUUGGGGUCAGAUGAGGCUGUUUUAGAAGGACAACUCCGUAAAAGCGAUCCACUGAACCUGAGACUCGUUUGGGAUUAUACCGGUAAAGCCAUGGCAGGCAGCAGAGGCCGCGGAAGGAGCCAGUUUACCUUCAACGUGGACGCGCUCGGAUUCGGGAGGGGUGAUUCUUUACCCACAUCUGCACAGACACCUUCUCCUCUUUUUCCUCCUAUGCAGUUUAGGCCAGUGCCUCUGCAAACAGGAGAAGAGGUGGACUACAUGCUCGCUCUUAAGCAGGAGCUGAGAGCCUCCAGCAAGAACCUGCCGUUCCACAUAAAAGCAGCCAGAACAAAGACAGAUGUGGCACGUUACUCUGAUAAAUAUCAAAACGGAGAGCUGAAGAACAACUGCAUUGAAUGGAGUCCAGACUGGAGCCGAAUGCCAAAAGAGCUUUGCAUUAAAGUACGGAAACCAAGGAAAACUGCUAUAGGUGCCAAACCACAACUCAAGCAAAAACCAAAAGUAGCUGCUAAAAAAGAAGAGGUUCUCCAAAAACUAGAGACACUUGAGAAAAGAGAAGAAGAGCAGCAUUCUGAGGAAGAGGAGGAUGAAGAGAAGAAGAAACAGAAUGACGAGGAGGAGGGGCCGGAUGCGGACGAAGACUAUGAUGAAGAGGAGAUUGAAGAUGAGACAGACUACAUCAUGUCCUACUUUGACAACGGAGAGGAUUUUGGAGCGGAUAGUGAUGACAAUAUGGAUGAAGCUGUCUACUAAUGUAUUUAACAGGCAUUUUAUGUCAAGAAGAUUCAAGCCCAUUCUGUGUGCUACCUGACACAUACUGAAUGUGUGUGAUAUUGUUAAGGUCCAGAGAGUGAGUGCUGCUGCUAAAGAUGCUGUUCUGUGAUUUGUUAUCGAUACAGACACUGCUGCUGCUAUUUCAACAGUGCUGGAAUGUGACUGAAAGACAAUCUGCUCUUAAUUUUAGUUUUAUUAUUGUAACUGGAAAGCUCUGCUUAAAAAGGCAGCACUCAGAAGCCAUCAUCAUUUCUUUUUGUCAGACAGGAGAGGACACUACAGAGCGUUUGCCUGCAUAUGUAAUGCAUCUCAUGUUUACACCUGAUAAUGCCUUGAAUUGUGAAUUUCACCUGUAUAAGAGUGAAAAUAGUAUUUUUGUCUGAGUGGUUUGAGUGUGUGAAUGUAUAAUAAAUAGGGAAAAAAUGAAUUAAAGAUUUUUUUCAGCACAUGAUACAAUUUUAUUCUGAAGUUU